AUGUCGCGUCAAAACCCAGAUAGUUCCCCAAGAAGCCGGGCACCUCGCGGUCGGCAGCCUACUCGCAAGCGGCAAGGCGAUGAGGAUGUUCCGGAUGUUUACCAAGAAAUGUUGGACGAGGCUGAAGCCCGGGAUCCUGGGCAAUUUAACUCCGAAAGACCGAUCAAAAGGCGAAAGGUUGGGGAUAUGAAAGCCCUCCCCGUCGAAACCGAGCAGAAACGUCCAGAAACGAGCAAAGAUAAUGCUCAACCAGUCCAAACCGUCUACGACUCAUCAUCAGAAGAGGAAUCAGAUAUUGAGUGGGAAGAUGUCGAGUUCCAGCAACCAUCCGACUCAUUGCUCAGAGGACCUGCUGCAUCUCGAGCCGACGACGAAAUGCUCGAGAUUACCUUGGAACAAGAACCCGAUAAGCGAAAAAAAGCUAUUAUAAAAAGAAAGCCUCUGUCUGGAGCGGAGAAGAAAGUGCGACUGGAUGUGCACAAGGUCCAUGUCCUUUGCCUCCUUGGCCACGUUCAUAUACGCAAUUUGUGGUGUAACGACCAGGAAGUACAGGACUUCUUGAAGAAGAUGCUACCGAAAAAGGUCAUUGGUCUCUUGCACCCCGAUGAAGAUAAACCCAGCUACAACAGAUCCACCACUAUCAUGGAUGGUCUCAAUCAAGCUGGAGAUGCGUUCGCUCGCAGAUUCAGAGUCACCAAGCCGGGAAUGAAACGGGCUCACUGGUCAGAGGAUGAAAGCCAGUUGAGGCAGAAGAUGGAGUCGAUUGUGUCGGACGCAGAGGUCUUUCUAUCCAAGGGAGAUUUCAGAACGCAAGCCAAGACGUUGCAAGGCUCUCGCGACUUUGGAGCCCAGCUAUUUUGCGCUUUAUUGCGGGGCGUGGCUAUCGAGACUAGGCUUGUCUGCUCAUUGCAACCAUUGCCGUUCUCUGGAACCGUCAAGGAUAUGACGCCAUCCAAACCGAAACCUCAAUACAUUGUGAUAUCUUCAGACGAUCCUGGUUCCUCGACAGAUGAACGGCCGAAGACCGAAAAGUCGCCUACAGCUUCAAGGUCUCGGCGGAUUGGACAGCCUAAGUUCGCUCCUUCGCGCCCUCCCCAACCACCCAUGCGCCUAGGAACUCAUCCGCAAUCCCGAGAGUCAUCAUACCCGGUAUUUUGGGUGGAAGCUUUCAACGAAGCUGCUCAAAAAUGGAUCUCAAUCGACCCUGUAGUAACAAAAUCACUCGCAAAACCCUCUAAGUUUGAACCGCCUGCGAGUGAUCCAUUUAAUCUAAUGAAUUACGUGGUGGCCUUCGAAGACGACACAUCUGCAAGAGAUGUCACUCGUCGCUAUGCAAAGGCAUUUAAUGCAAAGACGCGAAAGCUGCGAGUGGAGUCUACACGCCAUGGAGAGAAAUGGUGGAAUAAGGCGCUGCUAAAUUAUGAGAAACCCUUCCUUGAGGAUCGAGAUGAAGCCGAGAUCAGUGAACUCACUUCUAAAUCAGCAGCGGAACCAAUGCCACGCAAUAUCCAAGACUUCAAAGAUCAUCCCAUCUAUGCUCUGGAACGCCACGUCCGUCGAAAUGAGGUGAUCCACCCGAAAAGAGUCAUUGGACAUGUUGGCUUGGGAAAGACCGCAGCGAGAACCGAGACAACCGAACCCGUCUACCGCCGAUCCGACUUGCAUGUCGUACGAAGCGCUGAUAAAUGGUACCGCCUGGGACGGGAUGUCAAAGUUGGAGAGCAACCUCUCAAGCGUGUCCCUGCAAGCCGCAACAAAGUCGCAAGCUUCAGUGAUGACGAAGACGAAAAUGAACCUGAAGAGACGACAUUAUAUGCCGAGUUUCAAACGGAAGUCUACAAACCACCACCGGUGGUUGAUGGAAGAAUUCCCAAAAAUGUUUACGGAAACCUUGAUGUCUAUGUACCCAGUAUGGUUCCGCCUGGGGGUGUUCACAUCAACCGACCCGAGGCAAUUCGAGCUGCCCGAAUCCUCGGCAUUGACUAUGCAGAUGCAGUCACUGGGUUUGACUUCAGGGGUCGCCGUGGAACUGCUGUAGUAAAGGGCAUUGUCAUUGCAACCGAAUACCAGGAGGCACUUGAAGAGGUUCUGGCAGGCCUUGAAGACCAGAGACAACUUGCUGUGCUCGAAGCAAGAACCGCGGAAGCUCUUCGGUUCUGGCGACUCUUCUUGGUGAAGCUCAGAAUUGCAGAAAGAGUGAAGGGCUAUGCAGCCGAGGGCGAAGAACAAGUUGAUGAAGAUGAUACCGCAGAGGAAGGCGGAGGGGGUUUCUUUCCAGAGUCAGACCAACCCGCGAAUAGCCCGCCUCCAAGAGCUCGAGAAACCCACUUGCUUUCUGAUGGUUAUACAGAGCACGAAAAUGGUUCAUACGCGGUGGGCGAAGAAGAUUUCGGAGGAGGAUUUAUGCCUGAAGAGCCCACCGACAAUGAUUCAAUCUCGGUAACAGCCCCAGCUCCAGAGCCUGCGCCUGCCCCAGAGCCCUUGGCUACGCGCUCGACAUUGAAUCCUCAAGGUAUCGCCAAUAGGAAAAUAUCAAAUGCACCUCGCUACUCGCUGGUGGUCGUCCCCAAUCAUGGUUCAGGCGCAGUAUCCCACGAACGGCGAGAAUCCCCAGAUCCAAGCGCCUCCAAAACCCUCGAGGGGUCCUCCGAGUACGCCCCUAUUGCAGUGGAUUCACCCACCAACGCUGGGUCCAAAUCAGCAAGCGUGGUCACUAUUUCUCGGCCACCAUCUCCAGUUCAGGAGCAAUCAGCGCGGAAUUAUGAUUCUGAGAGUGAGUUAGAGAAGGGUUCUCUGCUGUCUGAGGAUCCUGACGACGAGGAUGCAAUUCCUGACUGGCUCAUGUCUGACGAAGAUUAG
This is a messenger RNA of Penicillium canescens, 2859 nucleotides long. RefSeq lists its product as uncharacterized. Gene Ontology annotation, molecular function: damaged DNA binding; single-stranded DNA binding. The transcript is spliced from 4 exons. Gene Ontology annotation, cellular component: nucleotide-excision repair factor 2 complex; nucleus; XPC complex. Gene Ontology annotation, biological process: nucleotide-excision repair; mismatch repair. The record is from RefSeq and is a predicted model, not a curated record. NCBI's taxonomy places the organism in Eukaryota, Fungi, Ascomycota, Eurotiomycetes, Eurotiales, Aspergillaceae. The coding region runs from base 1 to 2859 and encodes 952 amino acids.